AUUGCAAUAAUAAAUUGAAACAUACUCAUUUGUUCAAUCAAUCAAUCGGGUAGAAAAGGAUAGUUAUAAGCUGCUUAAAGCAACUUACCAAUCUGAAGUUUGUUUACUUUUUUUUGACUGAGCGGGUGAUUUCGACUUAGAAUUUUGACUUAUUUUCUUGUAAGAGUAUUUCUUCCACAGAUUUUUUAUUUAUUUUCUUGUUGAAAAAAAAUACCAACAUUAAUCACAAUGAGUGAUGCCAGUGAGUUCAUUAAAUACUUUGAAGAACUUCCUAAGGUUGGAAGCUUGUGUCGCAUUUUUGAAAGAAGCGAAGAUUUCUUUGUAUAUGGGGAUAAUGCUACACUGACAUGCAAAGGUCUGAAAGUUGGAGUUACUAGAACCUUAGAAUCUGAUGCUGGAUCAUUGAGCUAUGUGAAAAUACCCAAAAACAGUCUUGUUGAGACAGUGAGAUUUUUACUCUUUUAUCGUCAUUGUUGUGUAGAGAUGCUUAAAAAUACUGGAACUGCCAGAUCUCAAGAAUGGACUGUUACUGCCAAAGCAUCACCGGGCAAUACAAUUGCUUUUGAAGACAUUCUCUUUGCGAAAGACAACUCUUACUGCAUGCAGCAAAAGGGUAUCAUAGCUGUUAAAAUGACUACUUCAUCCAUAAAUCUGCUUGUUGGAAUUGCAUACUGUGAUCCUGUCCUUAGAGAAUUUCAUGUUUGUGAAUUUCAAGAUACUCCAGAUUUUUCUAUUUUACAGUCAGUAUUAGUACAGUUAAGUCCUCAAGAAUGUGUCCUACCACUAUCAGCUAAACAAAGCGAAACAGCCCCAGGUACUUUGAAAUCUAUCAUUGAGACACAUAAAAUUGCUGUGACUCAGAAAAAGUCAGAUGUCUUUGAACCUUUAAAUACUGCAGAUGUUCUUCGAUUAUUUAUAUCUUCAUCAGAUCUUGAAUAUAAUUUUGAAGAGUGGCAGUCGUCAAAUAAAGGCUGCAGUCUUGCUGCUGCAAUAAGAUAUUUAGAGUUAUUAUCAGAUGAAAAUAAUUUUGAGCAGUUUCAACUAAUUGAAUUCAACACACAGCUUUAUGCUAGAAUUGAUAAAGCUUGUUCAGUUGGUCUUGGUUUGUUUGCUGAAAAAGAUUCUGAUGUGGAUGAAAAAGAUUAUCUAUACGGGUUUUUAAACUCUUGUCGAACAAGUGCCGGUGAAAGAUUAUUAAUGCAAUGGAUAAAGCAGCCUUUAGUAGACAAGAUUAAAAUAGAGGAACGUUUGGAUUUAGUUGAUAUAUUUGUUCAAGACAGAACAUUUAUGAUCGAAGUCCAACACUUUCUUGAGAAGUUUGUAGAUAUUGAGCUCCUUGCAAGAAAAAUUCACCGAAGAGUAAUCAACUUACAGGAUUUUUACAAGAUUCAUACGGUACUAACAAAAAUUCCAAAUCUGUCAAAAUACCUUUCUCAAUAUGAUGGUGACAAAAAAGCAGUCUUGGAACAUCUCAUAAAUGUCCCAUUGAAAGAAAAAAUCGAAGAAUUAGACAAACUGCGAGAAAUGAUUGACGAUAUGAUCGAUUUUGAUGCUGUUGAAAAUAGAGAAUAUGUUAUUAAGCCAGAUUUUGAUGAAAAUCUUAAAGAAAUGAGGGAAGAAAUGGAGAAUUUACAAAAGUCUAUGAAAGCUGAUUUAGAAAAGACAAAAACUGAUCUAGGUCUUUCAACUGUAAAAUUAGAACUGUAUGAAAGGAAUGGUUAUGCUUAUAGAAUCACCUUGAAAGAAGAAAGCAAUUUGAGGAAUAAAAAGCAAUACACUAUACUUACCACAGGAAACAGUGGAGUAAAAUUUCAGAGUCCUGCUUUACUAAGAAUGAGUGAUAAUUAUGCAACAUUGAAGAGAGAUUAUGAGGAAAUUCAGAAGAAAAUUGUUAUUGAAAUGAUAGCAAUUGCUGUUCCUUACACGCCUCACCUUAAGGAAUUGAGUGGUACCUUAUCCUGGCUUGAUGUAACAGUUGCUCUUGCACAUAAAGCGGCGAAUGCCUGCAACACUUAUGUGCGCCCAAUUAUAACUGAAAAAGAUUAUUUUUACUUGUGUUUAAAAGAUAUGCGUCAUCCUGUUCUAGAAGAAAAAUUACAAAAUUUUAUUCCUAACUCUGUUGAAUUGUCUGCUCAAGGAAAGAACUUUUAUUUUGUUUCUGGACCAAAUAUGGGAGGAAAAUCAACUUAUAUUAGAUCUGUGGCAAUAAAUGUGCUUUUAGCUCAAAUCGGGUCCUUUGUUCCUUGUUCAUCAGCAGAAGUUUCUCUUACGGAUGCCAUUUAUACUCGAAUAGGAGCUUCUGAUAAUCCUACUAGUGGAAUUUCAACAUUUAUGCAUGAAAUGCUAGAAAUGCAACGAAUGUUAAAAAAUGGUACCUCCAGGUCAUUACUCAUCAUUGAUGAAUUGGGAAGAGGUACAUCAACAGCUGAUGGUUAUGGACUUUCACAUUCUAUUUCAUGUGAAAUUGCUUUUCGUUUGAAAGCUCCCUGUUUGUUUGCUACUCAUUUUCAUGAGUUGACGAGUUUGAGUGAUACUGUUCCUGUGAUUGGUAAUUUACAUGUUGAAGCUAUACAAUCUGAGAAAGAAAUAACUUUCUUAUACCAAGUGAAAGAAGGAGUGUGCACAAAAAGCUUUGGUGUUCAUGUUGCUGAACUUACUGGUUUCCCACCUAAAGUCAUUGAGGACGCUAAUGCUAAAUUAAUUGAACUCGAAAACAGCAUCAUGACUUAUGAGGAAGUAUCAAAUAUUUUUGGUCAUUUGCCAAAUGCAGAGAAACUUUUAACACCAUUAAAGGGUAUUCUUCCCUCUAAAGGAGAAUUUUUAUCUUCAAAGGAUGAAGCCAUGGAAGUUGAUGAAAAUACUUCAACAAAUGGAACAGCUGAGAAUAACUCAUCUUGCUUUACUGAAACUAUUGAGUUAGAGAAAGCUAAAGAAUUAUUACGUAAAUUAGAAGAAAUGGAAAAAGCUGUAUUUUCUUAAUUUCCUUUCACUUUUAAUUCAUUUCAUAUUGAAAGGAAAUAUGCUUUUAAUGUACAAAAAGACUUGAAUUUCUCAUCUAGUGAAAACACCACCUAACAGAAAUGUUCAACAUAAAUUUUGUGAUACUUCCGUACAAAUAUGCAUUUUUAAAUAUGUUAAAAUAUAAAAACAUGUGUGAUAAUCUGUAUUUCUCCCAUGUGUAUAUAUCCAUAUUUCGUAGUUCUGAAUAAAUCAUUUUUAUAUAAAAA
Molecule: messenger RNA, 3227 nt
Organism: Parasteatoda tepidariorum (common house spider)
Lineage: Eukaryota; Metazoa; Arthropoda; Arachnida; Araneae; Theridiidae
Product: DNA mismatch repair protein Msh2
Biological process (GO): mismatch repair; mitotic recombination
Cellular component (GO): MutSalpha complex; nucleus
Molecular function (GO): ATP binding; mismatched DNA binding; ATP-dependent DNA damage sensor activity
Source: RefSeq, a predicted model, not a curated record